AUGUUGGUAAAAACCGAAAUAUAUUUAUUAAUUUCAAAUAUUAUAAAAACUAUUCAUAAUUCUAUCUUUAUUUUUUAUUUUUUAUUAUUUCUAUCUAUCUAUCUAUCUAUCUAUCUAUCUAUCUAUCAUCUCCUUUUUUGGAUCGACUAUAUUUUCUAUCUUCUUUUUCUCGUGUCUGUCUGUCCGUCUAUCUUUCUUUUCUAUUUGCACGAUCGUAUCUUUCAAUAUAUUCUUUCUAACUUUUUUCUUUCAUUUUCACAGUCAUAUAUUUCAACUUAUUCUUUCUUUCUGUUUUUCUUUCUUUUUUUUUCAUGUCUGUAUAUUUCACGAUAUUUUUUCUUUUUUCUUUCUUUCAUUCUUUCUUCCGUACUUUCUCGUCCUCUUUCUUUCUUUCUUUUUCAUUCUCGAAUCUUUCAAUAUAUUCUUUUUUUCAUUUUCAUGCUCGGAGAUUUCAAUGUAUUAUUUAUUGUUUUUUUCCCUUUUUUCUUUUUUCAUGUCCGUAUCUUUCACUAUAUUCUUUAUUUCAUUCUUUCUAUUAUUUUUUUUCUUAAUUCUCGCCCACAUAUCUUUCUUUCUUUCUUUUUAAAUCACUUUUCUUUCUCUCUUUCUUUUUCACGCUCGUAUCUUUCAAUACAUUCUUUCUUUUUAUCUUUUUUUAAUUUUCAUGCUCUAUCUUUCGUUAUAUUCUUUCUUUCUUUCUUUCUUUCUUUCUCCCUCUCAUAUUUUUUCUUUAUUUAUUUAUUUUUUUUACACAUGUUUCUUUCUUUCUUUCUUUUUUCUAGCACUAAUCUUUCAAUAUAUUCUUUCUUUCUGUUUUUCUUUCUUUCUUUUUCAUGCCUGUAUCUUUCACUAUAUUUUUUCUUUCUUUUAUUCUUUCUUUCUUUCUCCCUCACUAUCUCGCCACCAUAUUUUUCUUUAUUUCUUUUAUUUUUCACUCUCAAAUCUUUCAAUAUAUUCUUUCUUUCAUUUUCAUGCUCGGAGAUUUCAAUGUAUUAUUUAUUGCUUUUUUCCUUUCUUUCUUUUUCAUGUCCGUAUCUUUCACUAUAUUCUUUCUUUCUUUCUUUCUUUCUUUCUUUCUAUCAUUCGUUCUUAUUUUCUCGCCCUCAUAUCUUUCUUUCUUUCUUUUUUGCGCCUUCAUUCUUUCUUUCUUUUCCACGCUCGUAUCUUCCUUUCUGUCUUUCUUUAUUUUCCAUGUUCCUAUCUGUCAAUAUAUUCUUUCUUUAUUUCUUUUCUAUUCCCGCUCGUAUCUUUCUCUCUUUCUUUUCCACGCCUUAUCUUUCACUAUAUUCUUACUCUCUAUCUUUUUCACAUUCGUAUAUUUCUUUCUUUUUCACUGUCGUAACUUUCCAUAUAUUCUUUCUUUCUUUCUUUCUUUCUUUCUUUCUUUCUUUCUUUCUUUCUUUCUUUCUUUCUUAG
Acanthosepion pharaonis is the source of this 1416-nucleotide messenger RNA. NCBI's taxonomy places the organism in Eukaryota, Metazoa, Mollusca, Cephalopoda, Sepiida, Sepiidae. The record is from the annotation of a GenBank genome assembly.